This is a messenger RNA of Mytilus trossulus (common blue mussel), 600 nucleotides long. Its product is annotated as short-chain collagen C4-like. NCBI's taxonomy places the organism in Eukaryota, Metazoa, Mollusca, Bivalvia, Mytilida, Mytilidae. Bases 1 to 600 code for a protein of 199 amino acids. The record is from RefSeq and is a predicted model, not a curated record. The transcript has 4 exons.
AUGGCCUUAGUUAGUUUGGACAGAGACACAUCUGUGUUUCCAUUGUCACACUCUUAUGGCGCAAUUUACACUAGAUGGGGACGAAAAACCUGUCCUGGAAAUGGAACUGAAUUAGCUUACACAGGUAUAGCAGGUGGCGGUGAACACCUACAAAGGGGUGCAGCAUCAGAAUACAUUUGUCUUCCUAAAGACCCAAACUUAAUAACAAACAGUAAGAUACAAAAUCCUUACGGAGAGGCUUCUUACUUGUAUGGAGCAGAAUAUGAAGAUAACGUGUUUGGUCCGAAACUUCUGCAAAAUGAUGUGCCAUGUGCUGUAUGUUACACACCUCAUCAAUCUGUUAUUUUGAUGAUCCCUGGUAAAACCACGUGUUAUGGUGGAUGGAAACCCGAAUAUUUUGGAAAACUUGCAGGUGGAAGUAAUACUCAACCAGCAGCUUCACAGUUUGUCUGCCUUGACAGCCAUCCGGAAACUAUGUAUAAUGGGAUAGCAAACAAAAAUGGUAAAUUGUUUUAUGCCGUCAAAGCACGUUGCGGUUCACUUCCUUGUCCUCCUUAUACCAACAAUGCUUUGAUGACAUGCGUUGUUUGUUCUAAAUAA